Teleopsis dalmanni is the source of this 1890-nucleotide messenger RNA. RefSeq lists its product as uncharacterized. The record is from RefSeq and is a predicted model, not a curated record. Bases 1 to 1890 code for a protein of 629 amino acids. Lineage: Eukaryota; Metazoa; Arthropoda; Insecta; Diptera; Diopsidae. The transcript has 4 exons.
AUGAUUCGUGACCAAAUUAUUAUACGUACACCUCACGAUGCAGUGCGCACGGCUGCGUUCCAAAAGCCCCAGCCGACACUUGCUGAUGUUUUGCAGAUUGCAGAAUUGUACGAAACAACCACUAAAACGGUGGCAACAAUUAAAGAACAAACGAUCGAAAACUCAAUGCCUGUUAAUUCAGUUGUAAAAUUCAAAUCAUGUUCUGGCUGUGGAAACUCUCAUGCAAGAGAAAACUGUAAAUUUAGAAAUGCUGUUUGCAAUAGAUGUAGCAAAAUUGGACAUAUUGCGCCAGUGUGCAUGUCAAAACAAAACAAGAACAACAAACGUAAUUUAGGUGAUGAAAACAAGAAGAAAGAUUACCGUCGUAAAAGUCACAACAUUGGUACUGUUGAAACAAUUAACAGUUUAACAGGUAUUGUAAAAACUGAAAGCAAUAAGAAUUACAUUGACUUGGAAAUUUGCAAUAAACUUGUAUCUUUCCAAAUGGAUUCUGGUGCAACAGUUUCUUUAAUAAAUAAGCGAACAUUCAAAACUCUAAAUUGCCCAAAGUUGCGAAAUUGUACAAAAACCUUAUUUGGUUUUGGCAAAAAUGAAAUUCCAGUGCUUGGUGAACUUUGCGUAGAUAUCAAAUGUGGCGGAAAAGAAAGGGAAGUGGUAAUCGUUGUCGUGGAUGUCGAAAACUGUAACAAUUUAUUCGGUUUCGAUUUAUUUAAAGAAUUCGGGUUUGAGAUUCAACAAAUUUGUAACAUUACUGAAAGUGAAUCACACAGAAUUAGCGAGCUGUGUAAGAAAUAUGGUGAUAUUUUUGAACCAGCUCUUGGCACAAUAAAAAACUUUAAGAAAGAAGUCGAUCGAUUGACAAAUGCGGGUAUUUGGAAACCUGUGAAGUUUUCCCAAUGGGCUUCGCCUAUUGUACUAGCGCCAAAAGCUGAUGGUUCCAUAAGAAUUUGUGAGGAUUUUAAACAAGCAGUCAAUGCGCAAAUUGACAUUGAACAAUAUCCUUUGCCCAUACGCGAAAGUCUUUUCCAUAAAAUUAAUUGCGGUCAACAUUUUACAAAAAUCGACCUUAAGGAUGCGUAUUUACAAAUGGAACUCGACGAUGAAGCAAAAACAAUAAUGGUUGUCAACACUCCACUUGGGUUAUUCCAAUACCAACGUUUACCGUUUGGAAUUGCAAGCGCUCCAGCUAUAUUCCAAAGAUAUCUUGAGCAGUUACUUCAAGGCGUAGAAGGUUGCGGUAAUUAUCUCGAUGACAUCAUCAUCUCCGCACCUACAUUCCAACAACACAUCAGCCGCCUAGAACAAGUACUUCGUAUUUUGCAACAAAAUGGUAUAUUGCCAGAUGAGUCAGGACUAAAAGCAGUCAAAAACCUGCAGCCGCCUAAAGAUCUAAAGCAAACAGAAGCAUUCAUGGGUAAGGUAAACUAUUACCAUAAUUUUAUACCUAAUUUUUCGCAAUUAUCCGCGCCAAUCAACAUGCUGCGCCGAAAAAAUGUAAAAUUCACAUGGGGUACAGCACAACAACAAGCAUUUAUAGCUCUUAAAACGCAUAUUCUCAAUGCAGCGCAAUUAGCACAUUAUCAGGAAGAUUUACCGUUGGUUCUAGCUACAGAUGCCUCCUCCUAUGGCAUAGGAGUCGUGCUCUCGCAUACGUACGUUGACGGUACAGAAAGGCCUAUUGCUUUUGCAUCUAAAACUCUCGACAUUCAUCAACGACGAUAUAGUCAGAUAGAGAAGGAAGGACUAGCUAUCGUUUUUGGAGUCAAGCGUUUCCAUCAAUAUUUAUACGGAAGAAGAUUCACCUUGGUUACUGACCACAAACCUCUUGUUAGCAUUUUUAAUCCAAUUCAUCAGUUGCCGUCGAUGACGUCACAUCGUUUACAGCGAUGA